AGACAUAGAAACUUAAAUUUAUAAUAAACCUUAAGGCACUAAACCUGGACAGAUAUCAACCCUUUAAGCUAUCUUGUCUGCUUCUCAUCCAAAAUCUCAAAUACUUACACAUGUUCUACUUGUGGUACUUCUGCUCCACCAGGCCAGUCCUCAGAGCAAGCUGCUUUUGGCCAUGUGCUCCUGGUUACUCCAUGAUGACCUCCUGCCUCCUCUUCAUCUCUGUCCUGCUCCUUGUCCUUUUCAGAUCCCAAGCCUACAAAUCUUAGCUCUGUCUACCUCUCUUCUGCCCAGCCCAGGCUGUUGGCAAUUUUAUUAACUAAUCAGGGAUAAUUGAGGAGCAUUUGUUAUAUCACAUGGAUACAGGAGAUGGUUUAACAUUAUAACAUUGCAUGGGUCACGGGGGGUCACCAGAUCUCAGGGCACUGAAAUCAGCAUCUGAAAACACUGCACAAGACCCUCCUUCAACACUCCCUCCAAAUUAAUCUUUCUAUUCUAGUUUCCUCUUUACCUCUUUGUAACACUGAACUCUAUUUCCCAUUCCUUGGAAGACUCCCUCUUCCUCUCUGGGCCCUUACUAGGUACUUAACCUUUGUGAUUAUUUGGAUUGAAGCACAUGUAUCAAAAAGCUACAGAAUUCUACAAGAUCUUCAAAGAAGAGCUAAUGCCAAUACUCUUCAAACUGUUCCACAAAAUAGAAACAGAAAGAACAUUACCAAACUCAUUCUGUGAAGCCACAGUCAACUUGCUAUCUAAACCACACAAAGACCCUACAAAAAAGAGAACUUCAGACCUAUCUCUCUUAUGACCAUUGAUUCAAAUAUACUCAAUAAAGUACAAACCCAAUCCAAUAACACAUAAUAGAUAUCAUCCACCAUGGCCAAGUAGGCUUCAUCCCAGGCAUGUAGGGUAGUUCAAUAUACAGAAAACCUAUUAAUGUAAUCCACCACAUAAACAAACAGAAGGAAAAAAAACCCACAUGAUCAUCUCAUUAGGUGCCAAAAAAGCAUUUGACAAAAUCCAACACCCAUUCAUGUUUAAAGUUUUGGAGAGAUCAGGGAUACAAGGCAUAUACCUAAACAUAGUAAAGGCAAUAUACAGCAAGCCUAUAGCCAACAUCAAACUAAAUGGAGAGAAACUUAAAUCAAUCCUGAUGUAAUCAGGGACAAGGCAAUGAUGCCCACUCUCUCCAUAUCUCUUCAACAUAGUACUUGGAGUCCUAGUUAGAACAAUAAGACAACCAAAGGAUAUCGAGGGAAUACAAAUUGGAAAGGAAGAAGUCAAAGUAUCACUAUUGGCAGAUGAUAUGCUAGUACAGAUGAGUGACCCCAAAAAUUCUACCAGAGAACUCCGUCAGCUGAUAAACACCUUCAGCAAAGUGGCUGGAUCAAAAUUAACCAAAAAUAAAUAAAUAAAUAAAUAAAUAAAUAAAAUCAGUAGCCCUCCUGUAUACAAAAGACAAAAGGGCUGAGAAAGAAAUUAGGGAAACAACAGCCUUUACAUAAGCAAAUAACGUAAAGUACCUUGGUGUGACUCCAGGCAAGUGAAAGACCUGUAUGAAAAACAAAAGCAAACAAACAACAAAAAAAAACCCUUCCAGUCUCCGAAGAGAGAAAUUGAAGAAGAUAUCAGAAGAUGGAAAGAUCUCCCAUGCUCAUGAAUCAGUAGGAUUAACAUAAUGAAAAUGACCAUCCUACCAAAAGCAAUCCACAGAUCCAAUGCAGUUCCCAUCAAAAUACCAACACAAUUCUUUACAGAACUUAAAAGAAUAAUUCUCAAUUUCAUAUAGAAAAAUAAAACAAAAGAAACCGCCCCCCCCCAGAAUUGUUAAAACAAUCCUGUACAAUAACAGAUCCUCUGGAGGUAUUUCCAUCCCUGAUCUCAAACUGUACUGUAGAGCCACAGUAAUAAAAAAUGCAUGGUACUGGCAGAGAAAUAGUCUGGAGGAUCAAUGGAAUCGAAUAGGAGACCCAGAAAUAAACCUACACAUCUAUGGAUACUUGAAUUUUUGACAAAGAGGCCAAAAUAAUACAAUGGAAAAAAGAUAGCAUCUUCAACAAAUAGUGCUGGUCUAAAUGGAUGUCUUCAUGUAGAAAAAUGCAAAUAGAUCCAUGUUUAUCACCCUGCACAAAACUACAGUCCAAGUGGAUCAAAGACCUUAACAUAAAACCAGACACACUAAACCUGUUAGAAGAAAAAGUGGGGAAGAGUCUUGAACUCAUUGGCACAGGAGAUAACUUCCUGAUCAGAACACCAACAGCACCGGCUCUAAGAUCAACAAUCAAUAAAUGGGACCUCAUGAAACCGAAAAGCUUUGGUAGAGCAAAGGACACUGCCAUUAGAACAAAACGACAGUCUACAGAUUGGGAAAGGAUCUUCAACAGCCCUAUAUCUGACAGAGGGCUAAUAUCUACAAUAUAUAAAGAGCUCAAGAAGUUAAACAUCAACAAGCCAAGUGAUCCAAUUAAAAAAUGGGGUUCAGAGCUAAACAGAAUUCUCAAUAGAGAAAUAUCGAAUGGUAGAGAAACACUUAAAGAAAUGUUCAACGUCCUUAGUCAUCAGGGUGAUGCAAAUCAAAACGACCCUGAGAUUUUACCUUACACCCAUUAGAAUGGCUAAGAUCAAAAACAAGUGACAGCACAUGCUGGAGCGGAUGUGGAGAAAGAGGAACCCUCCUCCAUUGCUGGUGGGAAUGUAAACUUGUACAAUCACUUUGCAAAUCAAUCUGGCACUUUCUCAGAAAAAUAUGAUAGUGCUUCCUCAAGAUCCAGCUAUACCACUCCUGGACAUAUAACUGAAAGAUGCUCAAGUAUACAACAAGGACAUUUGCUCAGCCAUGUUUAUAGCAGCUUUGUUCAUAAUAGCCAGAAUAUGGAAACAACCUAGAUGUCCCUCAACAGAGGAAUGGGUACAGAAAUUGUGAUACCUUUAUACAAUGGAGUACUACUCAGCUAUUAAAAACAAGGAAAUCAUGAAAUUUUCAGGCAAAUGGUGGGAACUAGAAAAGAUCAUCUUGAGUGAGGUAACCCAGAACCAGAAAGACAUACAUGAUAUAUAUACUCACUCAUAAGUGGUUAUUAGAAAUAUAAUAUAGGAUAAACAUACUAACAUCUAUAGUCCUAAAGAAGCUAAACAACAAGGAAGACCCUAGGAAACAUACUCAAUACUCAUUCAGAAGGGCAAAUGCGAUAGACAUCGGAAGCAGGAGAAGACAGGGAACAAGACAGGAGCCUACAACAGAGGGCCUCGGAAAGACUCUAUUGAGGCUGAGACUCAGUCAAGCUUUGGGCAGAGUGCAUGGAAUUUUAUAAAAGAUAGGGGACAGGAUCUCCAAAAGGAGACUAACAGAGCCAAAGAAACAAAAGAAAACAAAACAAAGGACUGGUCCCUGGGGGCCCUGCAGAGACUGAUACCCCAAUCAAGGACAAUGCAUGGAGAGGACCUAAAACCCCUGCUCAGAUGUAGCCCACAGACUGAGUCUCCAAGUGGGUUCCUAAAUAAGGGGAGCAGGGGCUUUCUCUGGCAUGAACUCAGUGGCUGGCUCUUUGAUCACCUCCCUUUGGGGAGGGAGCAGCCUUACCAGGCCACAGAGGAAGAUGAUGCAGCAAGCCUUGAUGAGACCUGAUAGAAUAAGAUCAGAUAGAAAGGGAGGAGGUCCUCUCCUAUCAGGUGACUAGGGAAUGGGCAUGGGGGAAGAAGAGAGAGGGAAGGAAGGAAGAAAGGAGGGAAGGGGCCACAGCUGAGAUAUGAAGUAAAUAAAUUGCAAUAAAUAAUAAAUUAAAAAUUAAAAGCUAUCAUUAGCUUACAAGAGAAAGUAUGCAAUAUUUGUCUUUUGGAAUCUGGAUUACCUCACUCUGGGGGAUUGUUUUUAGUUACACCUAUUUACCUUCAAUUUUCAAAAUGUCAUAGUUAUUAACAGCUGAAUAGUAUCAAUUGUGUAAAUGUACUGUGUUUUUGCUAUACAUCUGUUAAUGGACAUCUAGGCUGUUUUUAUUUCUCGCUAUUAUGAAUAAAGCAGAAGUGAACAUGAAUGAACAAGUAUCUCUAUAGUAAAAUGUAAAGUCCUUUGAGUAUAUGCCCAAGAGUUAUAAAGCUGGAUUUUGAGGUAGGUAGAUUUUAAACUUUUCUUUUGAAUGUGAACACUGAUUUGUACUGGUAGUACCAGUUUGCUCUCCCACCAGCAGUGAAUAGUUGUUUUCUGUUUGCAACAUCCUCAUCAACAUGUGAUGUUGUUUGUUUUAUUGAUUUUAGCUAUUUUUGACUAGGUGAAAUCUCAAAGUAGUUUUAAUUUGCAUUUUCUGAUGGUUAAAGAUGGCUAAUAUUUUGUUUGUUUGUUUGGGACAGGGUUUCUCUGUAUAACUUUGUCUGUCCUGGAUUCUUUGUAGACAGGCUGGUCUAGAACUCAUGGAAAUCCACCUAACUCUGCCUCCAAGUGCUGGGAUUAAAGGCCUGGAUGGACUAACAUUUUUUAGGUGUUUUUUUUUUUCAGCGAUUUGUGUAAUCUUUUAAGUAUUCUGUUAAGUUAUUUUAAAGUCCUUAUCUGCCUCAGGGCGUGGCUGCCAUACCCUGCCCUCUCCCUAAGGGCUAUCACUGGCACACCAGAGAAAAGGUUGUAGAGGACAGGAUAUUAAAUGUAGCAGUUCAGGGCUCAGAGGCAUGGAGAUUAGGAGCCCUGGCUGUUCUUCCAGAGGUCCUGAUUCAAUUCCCAGCAACCACAUGGUGGCUCAUAACGGUCUAUAAUAAGAUCUGGUGCCCUCUUAUGGCCUGCUGGCUUACAUGCAGGCAGAAUGAAUAAAUAAAUAAAUAAAUAAAUAAAUAAAUAAAUAAGGCAGCUUAUGUCAAGUGAAACAAACCAGACUUAAAUCUCAUGUAGUCUCGUGUGCAUAAUUUAUGUGAGUGCAUAUGUAGUGAUCAAAGCAGAAGGAGAUGACUAAUUGAGUGAAGGAAAGGAACCAAUGUGAGGAAAGAAGAGGAAAGAGGGCCCAUAAGAGUGAAAGAUAAAUAUGUAUAGAAAUCUCAUAGUGAAACUGAAAAAAAAAUAUUCCGUAAGAAUUUAUUCAUCCCCCAUAAUCUUCCUGGAUUUUACACUGAAGUUUCAAAUUACAACAUUCUGUCCUCAAACAUAGCUGCAAAGUUUGCACACCUUAACCUGUUUGAUUUUUGGUAAGGACUUCCUGAAACUGUUGUAUAAACAAAUAGCAAAUAUAGAAACAAGAUAAGUUAUACUGAGACUUAGUUACAAUAGUUACCAAAAGUUACUAUGGGCACACCUGCAGACUCCAUUCUUCACUGAGACUGAAUAGUUACAUAAAUCUAUAUAUUCUGCAAUAGAGCCAAUUUUCUGCUUGUGCAUUUUUCUGCAACUCGAAAAUCCUGGACUUCUUCCAUGGUAAGGCAUUUAAUUUAAUAGCAACAACAGAAACAAAAACCAACUUGUCUUCUGUCCCCUUGAGUGAAAGAUUAUGUGACUGUUAAUCUUCAGUCUGUCCUAGUUAAACAACUGCCUCUUCUGGCAACCUUCAUCCAGCCCUUCUGGUAGACAGCCAAGACAGUUUCCAUGGUGACUAUGUUGUUUCUACUGGACUGCCAUCACCCUUCAGAGGAGAAACUCAGGUCUGUCUGCCCGGCAAACGAUCAGACAGGUGCCAGCUCUCUACAUUUCUCUUCCUUUCCCUCUAAGAUCUAUGAUUUGGGUGUCCGCAGAAAAUCUCCAGAUCCUGAGGGUAUUUUGGGCAAGUGUAGCUUAUACCGUAGUUAAAUUGUUGAGUGUUUAUGUUUUACAUUUGCUUUGCAUUAAGUGUGACUUUUUUCGUCAAUCAUAGUAUCAUUUUCUAGGAUGUUUGCCAUACUGAUUCAAUAGUGUUUUUGAAAAAAUAUUAAUGAUAUUAAAUAAUUGCUUGGGGGGAGGGGCAAUCUCUCUUUUGUUAUAAUUUGCUUCUAGGAGAAAACAACAAACCUGGGAUUUUAGAGUUGCAAGACUAUUCAGAGCACAACUAAUUCAGUUCCUUAACUUGAGAUCCUAAGGGAAAAAUAUCUGGCUUCAUUUCUUCACAGCAAGUGGCUGGUAGAACUGUGUUUAGAAUCCUGGCCCACCCAUCUCAACUGUCAUUCUUUACCCACUACUGUACUUGGUAACUAAAUCUGAAAAGAGUACAGAGUGUUUUAAUCCUUAGGAGACCAAGAUGUCAAAUCCUAACAAAAAUGUCAUUACAGCAGAAAAGGAGGCUUUGAAUUUGAAAUUGCCCCCUAUUGUCUAUCCUCCAAAAGACCUAGGUGUUGACACACCAAAACAAAGUGCGCUGCUAAAUUAUAGACGGUCUAAGGAGCAGCAGAAGAAAAUCAAUCAAUUAGUAAUUGCUGGAGCUAAAAAAAAUCUAGACAAAGUCCUAGAGAAAAGAAUACCUUCAUUGCCAGAGCCUGACUUCCCUCCGACUAUGACCAGUGAUAUAAAAAAAAAAGGAUUAAACUACAUUUACAUGAAGCAGUGCGUGGAGAGCAGCCCUAUAGUACCUAUUCAGCCAGAGUGGCUGGACCACAUGUUAAUGCUGAUACCUGAGCAUUUAAAGGAAGGGGAAAAGAGAGGAGAACUGCUUGGAAGUCUCGUAAAUGAGGUGUCAAAUGACUUUGAAAAAAGCAUGAAAAGAUAUUUAGUACAGAGCGUUCUUGUGAAGCCUUCAGUAAACUGGCUUGAAGAUGAAGGCGGCCCUUUGCCCGAAUCUCCUGAAGGACUAGAUUAUUCCAAUCCUUGGCAUUCUAGCUUUGUGCAGGCAAGAAGUCAAAUAUUAUCUAAUUUACACAUUGUUCACCCAACUAUGAAAGCAUUACUGGAGCUUGGUUAUACAACAUUUGCUGACAUGAUUUUGCUGGAAUUAACAGGAAUUAGAGCAAAAGGCCCAAUUGAUUGUGAAGCACUGAGAAAUGAUCUAUCAAUUCAAGCUAAAAAUGCUGAAAAGAAGAUCAUGAAUACUUGGUACCCAAAAGUUAUAAAUCUGUUUACUAAGAAGGAGGCACUGGAAGGCAUUAAGCCUGAAAAGUUGGAUUCCUUUUAUAACUGCGUCUCCAUACUUAUGUCCAAUCAGCUAAAGGAUCUCUUAUGGAGAACUGUAGAAGAAUUUGUAAAACUCUUUGAUCCGAGAUACCAAGAAAGGCUUCCAAUAUUUAAGAUGGAAUUGACGUUUGAUGAAGAUAAAAUCGAGUUUUAUCCCACCUUUCAAGAUUUGGAAGACAUUGUUUUGGGUUUGAUAGAGCGAAUAUCUGAAGCGCUGCAGAAUGUCCCAACAGUAUCUUCUUGGCUGUCAGGAGCUUCAGCACCUGUCAAUGUUGACACAGAACUUCCAGAACAUGUGUUACAGUGGGCUCUUGGUACGCUGAAGACAGCAGUAACUCGGAACUUAGAGGGUGCAAAAGCACAUUAUGAUUCAUAUGUUGAAAAGUAUAACUGGCUUCUUGAUGGGACAGCAGUGAAGAGUAUAGAAGCUUUCCAGAAAAACAACCAUACUUUUGAUGAAUACACGGAGUUUAUAGAAAAAUUUUUCAGUCUUGCUUCAGAAAUAAUGCUUUUGCCUCAAUGGGUUCAUUUUCCUAUGGUUCGUUUGGACUGUGAAGACUUGAAGACAGGCUUGACAAAUAAAGCAAGAGCCUUUGCAAACAAAUUAUUAAGUGACAUAGCUUCAAAACAUAGAAAAGAAAAUGAAUCUAUUUGCAGUGAGUUUGAAUCAAUUAAAGAACAUGCUCUCCGAGUUCCUGAGACAACAGAAGAAAUGAUGGAGCAAAUCGCUUUUGUAGAAAAAGCUCGAACUAAAGGAAUUUGUCAGUUGGCUGAAAGGAUCCAGGAAUCUAAACGUCAAAUGAGUUACUUCUUAGAUGUUUUUCUAUAUCCUCAAGAAGACUUAAAUUUAAAUGCAACUGUCCUCAUGUGGCCUACAAAAAUUAACCCUGUUUUUGAUGAAAAUGAUGAACUCAUUGAGAAUGCUAAACAUAUGAAAGAAAAUGAACUAGUAGCCAAGAGAGAAAAACUGAUUUUGGAAAUAGAAAAGGAAUCGCGGCGCAUGGAAGAGUUCACAGAAUUUGCAGAACUGGAGCGCAUGCAGCAGUAUGUGACAGAUGUGAGACAGCUACAGAAACGUAUCCAGGAAUCAGAAGAGGCAGUUCAGUUUAUCAACAAAGAAGAGGAGCUUUUCAAAUGGGAAUUGACAAAGUAUCCUGAACUGGAGAAAUUAAAAGUCAACAUUGAGCCCUACCAGAAGUUUUUUAAUUUUGUUUUGAAGUGGCAGCGAACGGAAAAACGGUGGAUGGAUGGAGGGUUUUUGGACCUUAAUGGGGAAAGCAUGGAAGCUGAUGUAGAAGAGUUUUCCCGAGAAAUUUUUAAGACACUGAAAUUUUUCCAAACCAAGCAAAAGAAAGAAUUACAAGAAAAAAGAAAGGCAGCAAGAAAACGAUCUUUGGUAGAAGAGAAACCUGAAGAAGAACCAAAAGAAAAUCCUACAAUUACUAUGUGUAAUACAGUAAUGGAGCAGAUAAAGGUUUUUAAGGAGUAUAUCCCUACUGUCUCCAUCCUGUGCAAUCCAGGAAUGAGAGCUCGUCACUGGAAACAGAUGUCAGAAAUUGUGGGCUAUGACUUAACUCCAGAUUCUGGAACUACACUGAGAAAAGUUUUAAAAUUAAACCUUACACCAUAUUUAGAAAAAUUUGAAGUUAUAAGUGCUGGUGCAAGUAAGGAAUUUUCUUUAGAGAGGGCUAUGAAUGCUAUGAUAGCAACUUGGGAUGAUAUUUCUUUUCAUAUAAGUCUAUAUCGUGACACUGGAGUCUGUAUCCUUUCUUCAGUGGAUGAGAUUCAGGCAAUUCUUGAUGAUCAAAUUAUAAAAACUCAGACGAUGAGAGGCUCACCUUUUAUCAAACCAUUUGAAAAUGAGAUCAAGGCCUGGGAGGACCGUCUGAUUCGGAUACAAGAAACAAUCGAUGAGUGGUUAAAAGUGCAAGCUCAGUGGCUGUACUUGGAGCCCAUCUUUUGUUCUGAGGAUAUCAUGCAGCAGAUGCCGGAGGAAGGACGUCAGUUUCAGACAGUAGACAGGCACUGGAGGGAUAUCAUGAGGUUUUGUGCUAAAGACCCAAAGGUUCUUGCUGCUACCUCUUUAACAGGCUUAUUGGAAAAGCUACUGAAUUGCAAUGACCUUUUGGAAAAAAUAAUGAAAGGACUGAAUGCAUAUCUUGAAAAAAAGCGACUUUUCUUCCCUCGCUUUUUCUUUUUAUCUAAUGAUGAAAUGUUAGAGAUUUUGUCAGAGACCAAAGAUCCACUCAGAGUUCAGCCACACUUAAAAAAGUGCUUUGAGGGCAUUGCCAAAUUGGAGUUCCUGCCUAAUCUGGAUAUUAAAGCCAUGUACAGCUCUGAGGGUGAGCGAGUGGAGCUGAUUGCACUCAUUUCCACAUCUGCAGCGAGGGGUGCUGUAGAGAAAUGGCUCAUUCAGGUCGAAGAUCUAAUGCUCAGGAGUAUUCACGACGUGAUUGCUGCAUCCAGGCUGGCUUAUCCAGAAUCUGCGAGAAAGGACUGGGUGAGAGAGUGGCCUGGCCAGGUUGUUCUCUGUGUUUCUCAGAUGUUCUGGACUUCCGAGACCCAGGAAGUUAUCAGUGGAGGACCAGAGGGACUAAAGAAGUACUACCAGGAGCUCCAGUAUCAACUAAAUGAUAUCGUAGAGCUGGUGAGAGGGAAAUUGUCUAAACAGACCAGAACCACACUGGGAGCCUUGGUUACGAUUGAUGUCCACGCUAGGGAUGUUGUCAUGGACAUGAUUGAGAUAGGUGUCUCACAUGAUACAGAUUUCCAGUGGCUUGCUCAACUUCGUUAUUACUGGGAAUAUGAGAAUGCGCGAGUUCGUAUCAUUAAUUGCAACGUAAAAUAUGCUUAUGAGUAUCUUGGUAACUCACCUCGACUUGUCAUAACUCCUCUAACUGACAGAUGUUAUAGAACAUUGAUAGGUGCUUUCUAUUUAAACCUUGGUGGUGCUCCAGAAGGGCCAGCAGGCACAGGGAAAACUGAAACCACCAAGGACCUGGCUAAAGCUCUUGCCGUACAGUGUGUAGUAUUCAACUGCUCCGAUGGGCUGGACUAUCUAGCAAUGGGAAAGUUUUUCAAAGGGCUGGCUUCUUCCGGUGCUUGGGCUUGCUUUGAUGAAUUCAAUCGAAUUGAGCUGGAAGUGUUAUCAGUGGUGGCACAGCAGAUUCUUUGCAUUCAGAGAGCCAUUCAACAGAAACUGGAUGUCUUCAUUUUUGAAGGGACAGAGCUUAAGCUCAACCCAAACUGUUUUGUAGCUAUUACCAUGAAUCCCGGCUAUGCAGGACGUUCUGAACUGCCAGACAACCUCAAGGUUCUUUUUAGAACAGUAGCUAUGAUGGUUCCAAACUAUGCCCUCAUAGCAGAAAUCUCCCUCUACUCCUAUGGAUUUUUGAAUGCAAAACCUCUGUCUGUGAAAAUAGUAAUGACCUACAGGCUUUGCUCAGAGCAGCUGUCAUCACAGUUUCAUUAUGACUAUGGAAUGCGAGCAGUGAAAGCCGUUUUAGUGGCAGCUGGAAAUCUGAAACUAAAAUACCCCCUUGAAAAUGAGGAUAUACUGCUCCUUCGAUCAAUCAAAGAUGUAAAUGAGCCAAAGUUUCUAUCCCACGACAUACCUUUAUUCAAUGGGAUAACUAGUGACUUAUUUCCUGGUAUUAGGCUUCCUGAAGCUGACUACAAGGAAUUUUUGGAAUGUGCAUAUGAAACCUGCCAAGAACAUAAUCUUCAGCCUGUUAAAUUUUUUCUUGAAAAAAUUAUUCAGACAUAUGAAAUGAUGAUUGUUCGACACGGUUUUAUGUUGGUAGGAGAGCCUUUUGCUGCUAAGACAAAAGUUCUGCAUGUGCUAGCUGAUAUUUUAACGCUUAUGAAUGAACGCAACUAUGGAGAGGAAGAAAAAGUCAUGUAUAGGACAGUAAACCCAAAAUCAAUUACUAUGGGCCAACUCUUUGGGCAGUUUGAUCCAGUGUCUCAUGAGUGGACGGAUGGUAUUGUGGCAAAUACAUUUAGAGAAUUUGCCUUAGCAGAAUCACCUGACCGGAAAUGGGUUGUAUUUGAUGGUCCUAUUGACACUUUGUGGAUAGAAAGUAUGAAUACAGUAUUGGAUGAUAAUAAAAAGCUUUGCCUUAUGAGUGGAGAAAUCAUUCAAAUGUCCCCUCAAAUGAGCCUCAUCUUUGAAACAAUGGACCUUUCACAGGCUUCGCCAGCCACUGUGAGUCGUUGUGGCAUGAUUUAUUUGGAACCUUCACAGUUAGGAUGGGAACCACUUGUGGCUUCAUGGUUGAAUUCACUGAAACCACCUCUAAGUGAAUCAGAACAUCAAACUCUGCUGAAAGAGCUUUUCCAGUGGCUAGUACCACCGUCUUUAGUAUUCCGUAGGAAAAAAUGCAAGGAACUGAUUCCUACGAGUAACAUCAAUGCAGUUGUAUCUCUCACACGCCUCUUUGAGGUACUGCUCUGUAAUGUGCUGGAAAACGAGCCCACGAGCAAGCACACUCGUGUUUGGAUUAUGGCCUGCUUUGUAUUCUCUCUGAUUUGGUCAGUUGGAGCAAGUUGUGAUACAGAUGGUCGCCUUGCUUUUGAUGAUUUCAUAAGAACAAUUGUAGCAGGGAAAAAUGAAAAACAACCAAUGCCAGUGUCUUUGGAAAAAUGGGAAUGCCCAUUUGAAGAAAAGGGCCUGGUCUAUGACUACAUGUAUGAGUUGAAGAACCGAGGUCGCUGGCUCCAUUGGAAUGAAUUAAUUAAAAGUUCUUCUUUAGAAGACAAACGUACCAAGAUUCAAGAUAUUAUAGUCCCUACAAUGGACACAAUUAGAUAUACUUUCCUAAUGGAUUUGAGUAUUACCUUUGCAAAGCCACUGCUUUUUGUGGGUCCAACUGGCACAGGAAAGUCCGUGUACGUGAAGGAUAAACUCAUGAAUCAUUUGGAAAAGGACAAGUACUUUCCUUUCUACGUUAAUUUUUCUGCACGGACCAGUGCCAAUCAGGUUCAGAACAUCAUUAUGGCUAGAUUGGACAAAAGGCGCAAGGGAGUAUAUGGACCACCUAUGGGAAAGACAUGUAUAAUAUUUAUAGAUGACAUGAAUAUGCCUUCAUUGGAGAAAUAUGGAGCGCAACCUCCUAUUGAGUUAUUACGACAGUUUUUUGAUUGUGGACAUUGGUACGACCUGAAAGACACCAGUAAAAUCACACUGGUUGAUAUAGAACUGAUAUCUGCCAUGGGUCCUCCAGGUGGUGGAAGAAAUGCGGUCACUCCUCGUUUUAUUCGACAUUUCAACGUCUGCACUAUCAAUACUUUCAGUGAUGAGACUAUGGUCCGAAUUUUCUCAUCAAUCAUGUCAUUCUACCUUAGGUCUCAUGAAUUUUCUCCAGAGUACUUUGCACUGGGAAACCAAAUAGUCAGUGGGACUAUGGAGAUAUAUAAGAAAUCUAUGGAAAAUCUUUUACCCACUCCCGCAAAAUCGCAUUAUACUUUUAAUUUGCGUGAUUUCUCGCGUGUCAUCCGGGGCUGCUUGCUCAUUGAGAAAGACGCGAUAGAGACCAAGCACACCAUGAUCCGCCUGUUCGUGCAUGAGGUUCUCCGCGUGUUUUACGAUCGCCUCAUUAACGAUGAAGAUCGAAACUGGCUCUUCGUGUUAACUAAAGCUGUCGUGAAGGACCAUUUUAAGGAGCCAUUUGAUGCUGUCUUUUUUCAUCUGCGGAAAGAGAAUGCUCCAGUAACUGAAGAAGACUUAAGAAAUCUCAUGUUUGGAGAUUAUAUAAAUCCUGAUCUCGAAGGGGAGGAUCGAAUUUAUAUUGAAAUUCCAAAUAUUCAGCAGUUUAAUGAUGUUGUUGACCAGUGUUUGGAUGAGUAUAAUCAAACCCACAAAAGAAGAAUGAAUCUUGUUGUGUUUAGGUAUGUUUUGGAACAUUUAUCGAGAAUAUGCCGCAUUCUAAAGCAGUCUGGAGGAAACGCUUUGCUUAUUGGGCUUGGAGGGAGUGGUCGGCAGUCUUUAACUCGUCUGGCUACAUCUAUGGCAAAGAUGCAGAUUUUCCAACCAGAGAUUUCUAAGAGUUACGGUAUGAACGAGUGGAGAGAGGAUAUGAAGACCUUGCUGAGAAAUGUAGGCAUGAAAGGCCAGAAGACCGUCUUUCUGAUCACAGACACUCAGAUCAAAGAGGAGGCCUUUCUGGAGGACAUCGACAGCGUGCUCAACACUGGGGAAGUCCCUAACAUUUUCGCAGCGGAUGAGAAGCAGGAAGUCAUGGAGGGCGUUCGUCCAGUAGCUCAGGCUGGCAACAAACAUGGUGAACUCAGCCCCUUAGCCCUGUUCGCUUUCUUCGUAAAUCGCUGCAAAGAUAAUCUGCACAUCGUGGUGGCCUUCAGCCCUAUAGGAGAUGCCUUUCGCAAUCGUCUGAGACAGUUUCCAUCUCUCAUCAAUUGUUGUACUAUUGACUGGUUUCAGCCAUGGCCUGAGGAUGCUCUUGAGCGUGUAGCUGUGAGUUUCUUAGAAACCCUGGCGCUUACUGAGGCUGAGCGACAAGAGAUAGUCCCGAUCUGUAAACACUUUCACACUUCCAUUAUGGACCUUUCAAAAAGGUUUUUAGAAGACUUAGGACGACAUAACUAUGUUACCGCUACUUCUUAUCUUGAACUUAUUGGCUCAUUUCGGCAGCUUUUGACUAAGAAACGUCAGGCUGUCAUGGAAGCAAAACAACGCUAUGUGAAUGGACUUGACCAGUUAGCUUUUGCUGAGUCUCAGGUUGGCGAAAUGAAACUGGAGCUUGUUGAGUUACAGCCCAAAUUGGAGGAGGCAAAGAUUGAAAACGCACGUAUGAUGCAGGUUAUUGAGAUAGAAUCUGCACAAGUAGAAGCAAAAAGAAAGUUUGUGAAGUUAGAUGAAGAGAUAGCCAGUGGGAAGGCCGAAGAGGCCCAAGCCCUGAAAAAUGAGUGUGAAAGUGACCUUGCUGAGGCGAUUCCAGCGUUGGAGGCAGCUCUGUCUGCACUGGACACACUUAAGGAAACUGAUGUUACAAUUGUAAAAUCAAUGAAGAAUCCUCCGGCUGGUGUUAAACUAGUUAUGGCUGCUAUUUGUGUCAUGAAAGAUAUAAAACCAGAGAAAAUUUCAGAUCCUUCAGGAACUGGAGGCAAGAUACUCGAUUACUGGGGACCUAGCAAAAAAGUUCUGGGAGAUAUGAAUUUCUUAAGAGAUUUGAAAGAGUAUGACAAGGACAAUAUUCCAGUGGCUGUGAUGCAGAAGAUCCGUAGUGAAUACUUGACAAACCCCGAGUUUGACCCCCCUAAGGUCGCUAAAGCCUCUUCUGCAGCCGAGGGUCUGUGCAAGUGGAUAAUGGCUAUGGAAGUGUAUGACAGAGUUGCAAAGGUUGUGGCUCCUAAGAAAGCUCGCUUGGCAGAAGCACAGAAGUCCUUGGCUGAGACCAUGGAGCUUUUGAAUCAGAAGAGAGCAGAACUGGCGGAGGUAGAGCAUCACUUGGAAAAUUUAGAAAGGAUUUUUCAAGAGAAGACAGAGGAAAAGGCAGCUUUGGAAGACCAGGUGGAGCUGUGUGCUAAGAAGCUUGAAAGAGCCUCAAAACUGAUAGGAGGGCUAGGAGGAGAGAAAUCAAGAUGGUCUCAAGCUGCAAAUGACCUUCAAAUAACAUAUGAAAACCUAACUGGUGAUGUCUUAGUAUCAGCAGGUGUAAUAGCUUACCUUGGUGCUUUCACAUCUGGAUUUCGACAAGAAUGUACAGAAGAUUGGAGUAAGUUAUGCAAGGAGAAAAAAAUACCAUGUUCUGAAGAGUUCUCAUUGAGCAAAACUUUGGGAGAUCCAGUAAAAAUUAGAGCUUGGAAUAUUGCUGGGCUACCAACAGACGCAUUCUCCAUAGACAAUGGUGUGAUUGUUAAUAAUUCUAGGCGAUGGCCUUUAAUGAUUGACCCCCAGGGCCAAGCCAAUAAGUGGAUCAAAAACUCUGAGAAAGACAAUCAGCUUAAUGUUAUUAAGCUGUCAGACACAGACUACAUGAGGACACUGGAAAACUGCAUACAAUUUGGAACUCCACUUCUUCUGGAAAACGUCGGUGAAGAUCUGGAUCCCUCUUUGGAGCCUUUGUUACUUAGACAAACUUUUAAACAAGGUGGUAUUGAUUGCAUUCGACUUGGUGAAGUCAUUAUUGAAUAUUCUUUUGAUUUCAAAUUUUAUAUAACCACAAAACUGAGAAAUCCACACUACAUGCCAGAACUAGCUACAAAAGUGUCUUUGCUCAAUUUCAUGAUAACUCCAGAAGGGCUUGAAGAUCAAUUACUAGGCAUUGUUGUUGCAAAGGAAAGACCAGAAUUAGAGGAGGAGCGAAAUGUUCUUAUUCUUCAGUCUGCAGCUAACAAGAAGCAGCUAAAAGACAUAGAGACAAGAAUUUUAGAGACAUUAUCAUCUUCAGAAGGGAACAUUUUGGAAGAUGAAAGUGCAAUAAAAGUCUUAGACUCUGCCAAAAUAAUGUCUAAUGAGAUAACAAAGAAACAGCAGGUUGCAGAAAAAACAGAACUCAAAAUAGCAGAAUCCCGAGAAGGCUAUAGACCCAUUGCUAAACAUUCAUCAGUGUUGUUCUUCAGCAUUGCAGACCUGGCUAACAUUGAUCCCAUGUACCAAUACUCUCUCAUCUGGUUUGUGAACCUUUAUAUCAACUCUAUUCAUGAUAGUAACAAAUCCAAAAUUUUGGAGAAACGCCUGCGAUAUUUAAAUGAUCACUUCACGUACAAUUUAUACUGUAACAUAUGCCGAUCGUUGUUCGAGAAGGACAAGCUGCUCUUCUCCUUUUUGCUAUGUGCUAACCUUCUCCUGGCCAAGAAAGAGAUUGAAUACCAGGAACUGAUGUUUCUUUUAACUGGAGGAGUGAGUCUUAAGAGUGCUGAAAAAAAUCCUGAUCCAGACUGGCUGCAGGAUAAAAGCUGGGAGGAGAUUUGUCGAGCAAGUGAACUGCCUGUCUUCCAAGGACUCAGGGAGCAUUUUUGUCAACACAUAGAGGAGUGGCGGGAAAUCUACGACAGCAAAGAUCCACACAAUAUGAAAUUUCCAGAGCCAAUGGAUAAGACGCUGAAUGAACUACAGAAAAUAAUAGUUCUUCGGUGUUUAAGGCCUGAUAAGAUAACCCCAGCUAUAACAAAUUAUGUAACUGACAAGCUAGGAAAGAAAUUUGUAGAACCUCCACCAUUUGACCUGACAAAGAGUUAUUUGGAUUCAAAUUGUACAAUUCCCUUAAUUUUUGUGCUGUCUCCGGGAGCAGAUCCUAUGGCCAGCCUGCUGAAAUUUGCCAAUGAUAAAGCCAUGUCUGGAAAUAAAUUUCAAGCUAUUUCACUGGGGCAAGGACAAGGACCAGUUGCAUCAAAAAUGAUUAAAGAGGCAGUAGAAGAAGGAACUUGGGUUUGUCUACAGAACUGUCACCUUGCUGUCUCCUGGAUGCCCACACUGGAAAAAAUAUGUGAAGAUUUUUCACCUGAACUCUGCAAUCCAAACUUCAGGCUUUGGCUCACAAGCUACCCAUCUCCAAAAUUUCCAGUGACAAUUCUGCAGAAUGGAGUCAAAAUGACUAACGAACCUCCCACGGGCCUUCGGCUAAAUCUCCUCCAGUCAUAUCUCUCUGAUCCAAUUUCUGACCCUAAUUUUUUCAGGGGAUGCCAUGGCAAAGAACUGGUAUGGGAGAAGUUGCUUUUUGGAGUUUGUUUUUUUCAUGCCCUUGUUCAAGAGAGAAAGAAAUUCGGUCCUCUGGGUUGGAAUAUUCCAUAUGGAUUUAAUGAGUCAGACCUACGCAUCAGUAUCCGUCAACUGCAGUUGUUUAUAAAUGAAUACGACAUAAUCCCAUUUGAAGCUAUCUCUUACCUGACUGGGGAGUGUAACUAUGGAGGAAGAGUGACAGAUGACUGGGACAGACGCCUCCUGCUAACCAUGCUGGCUGACUUCUAUAACCCAUCCAUUAUUGAAAACCCCCAUUACAAGUUUUCUCCCAGUGGGAACUAUUAUGCGCCACCCAGAGGGUCUUAUGAGGACUACAUUGAAUUCAUUAAGAAACUUCCAUUUACUCAAGAACCAGAGAUAUUCGGAUUACAUGAAAAUGUUGACAUCUCCAAAGAUCUUCAACAAACAAAAAUCCUUUUUGAGUCCUUGCUCCUCACACAAGGAGGCUCCAAACAGACAGGCUCCUCGGGAAGCACUGACCAGGUCUUGUUAGAGAUCACCCAAGACAUCCUCGAGGAGCUCCCAGAUGACUUUGACAUUGAGGCAGCACUGAUUACUUAUCCUGUGAGAUAUGAAGAGAGCAUGAAUACUGUGCUAGUGCAAGAAAUGGAACGGUUUAACAACUUAAUUAAAACUAUCCGUAACACCCUCCGGGACCUUAAGAAGGCUAUUAAAGGGGUAGUUGUGAUGGACUCUGCGCUGGAAGCACUUUCAAGCAGCUUGCUUAUUGGGAAGGUCCCAGAAGCAUGGGCAGCGCGAUCCUACCCAAGUCUGAAGCCCCUUGGAAGUUACAUCACAGAUUUCCUAGCACGGCUGAACUUUUUAGAGGAGUGGUUCAUUAUGGGGAAACCGAAUGUGUUUUGGAUCUCUGGUUUCUUUUUCACCCAAGCCUUUUUAACCGGAGCUAUGCAGAAUUAUGCCAGAAAAUACACCAUCCCUAUUGAUUUACUAGGCUACGAAUUUGAGGUGAUUUCUUCUGAUAUCGCUAACAAUUCACCAGAAGAUGGCGUCUAUAUUCACGGCUUAUAUCUUGAUGGAGCGCGGUGGAACAGGACCACUGGAUUGCUUGCUGAACAACAUCCCAAACUUUUGUUUGACCUGAUGCCCAUCAUAUGGAUAAAACCAAAUAAAAAGUCUGAGAUUGUGAAGUCCAAUGCCUAUAACUGUCCCCUGUACAAGACAAGUGAGCGCAAAGGGACGCUUUCUACUACUGGACACUCCACCAACUUCGUCAUCGCCAUGCUGCUGAAAACAGACCAGCCCACUCAACACUGGGUCAAGCGCGGGGUGGCCUUGCUGUGCCAGCUGGACAACUAAACCGGACAAUUAAGAAAAUGAACGAUAUUUUUUUAAAAAAAGUUUCCAAACUGAA
Messenger RNA from Meriones unguiculatus (Mongolian gerbil), 18117 nucleotides. It is a transcript of the gene Dnah12, whose product is annotated as dynein axonemal heavy chain 12. Gene Ontology annotation, biological process: microtubule-based movement. The record is from RefSeq and is a predicted model, not a curated record. Lineage: Eukaryota; Metazoa; Chordata; Mammalia; Rodentia; Muridae. The coding region runs from base 6180 to 18062 and encodes 3960 amino acids. The transcript is spliced from 74 exons. Gene Ontology annotation, cellular component: dynein complex. Gene Ontology annotation, molecular function: ATP binding; dynein intermediate chain binding; ATP hydrolysis activity.